GCGGCUAAGUCAUCGUUGAGUUUUGCUAGAAUAUCAUGUGAUCGUAUUGAUGAUACCGAUGCGGCCAUGGCUCGUUCGAGAGCAUCUUCAUCGGAACCGUUUUCUUGUGGAGUUCCUUCGAUGCUCAUAAUCUUCUCGAUGUCCUCUCUACUCAAAAUACUCAAAGGAUGUGAAUCCGUUUCAUGUUUCGAUCUGCAAAGUGGAAAAGAAUCAAUGAACGUAAGAAACUAUAGAACCCUUUACCCACUACCUACGUCGACUUCCUCCUAUCAAAAGGCAUCCUCUUCAUUCUGA
Messenger RNA from Haemonchus placei, 294 nucleotides. Lineage: Eukaryota; Metazoa; Nematoda; Chromadorea; Rhabditida; Trichostrongylidae. The record is from the annotation of a GenBank genome assembly.